Messenger RNA from Drosophila subobscura, 1534 nucleotides. RefSeq names its product protein yellow (gene yellow-e3). Gene Ontology annotation, cellular component: extracellular region. The transcript is spliced from 3 exons. NCBI's taxonomy places the organism in Eukaryota, Metazoa, Arthropoda, Insecta, Diptera, Drosophilidae. The coding region runs from base 123 to 1352 and encodes 409 amino acids. The record is from RefSeq and is a predicted model, not a curated record.
CUACCUGCGCGUCAGUCUUUACGCAUCGUCUGAGGGGAUUGGACGCGGCUCUCCAACAGUUACUCCUACUGCUUCGCGACUGCUUCUCCAACUGCUUCCACACUGCUCCUCUACUGCUUGCAAUGUCGAGGAUCCAAAGUGCAGUGCUCCUGCUGUGUGUUUUCUCUGCCGUGCAGUGCCAGCAAUUGUUCGUGAAACAACUCCACACGCUACACCAGUGGACGAAUCUCAGUUCGAGCCAUCAGUUCCUGCCCGUGGAUGUGGACAUUGAGUACGGCGAUGAGGGCAGGCAUCGCACUUUUCUCACCAUUCCACGGCUGAGCCUGGAAACGCCCUUCACCCUCGCCACUGUGUUGGCCAGUGACAACGAGCUGGUGGAGAAUCCACGCCUGGAGGCAUACCCCAACGCGGAGUGGCACCUACCACCGAAUAAUUGCUCCGGCAUUACCUCUGCCAUCAGAACAUUUAUCGAUGAAUGCUGGCGCCUUUGGGUGGUCGACUCGGGGCAGGUGAACUCCCUGCAGCUGUGCCCCCCUCAGAUACUCACCUUCGAUUUGGUCAAGGAUGAGCUGGUGCAGCGGCACACCUUGCCCCCCAAUGCGUACACGCCCCGCGUCUCGAUCUUCACAGCUCUGGUGGUGGAUCUGGCGGAGAGUGGGGCGCCCAACAAGUGCCUGGGUGGCAAGGCGUACAUAGCCGAUGCCUGGGGCUAUGGCCUCAUCGUCUACGACUCACUCACGGGCAAGUCGUGGCGCAUAGAGCACGAGUCGAUGAAGCCGUCGUCUGUGGAGCGUCUCGCACGUUCCAGCAACUCGCACGCGGGCAUAUUCACGGUGAGCCUGAGUCCCAGCGAAGUGGAAGAUCGAUUUUUGUACUUCCACACUCUGAAUGGCUUCAAUGAGUUUGCCAUUCCCCUGUCGCUGGUCAACAAUGAAACCGUUUGGCAGUCUGCCAACUCAAGCGCAGUCAAGGAUCAGUUCCGCGUACUCGGCACACGGGGCAUCCAGUGCGAAUCGGAGGUCAUGGAUAACUCUGGAAAUCUUUACUGCAGUCUCAUCAGCCUGGGCGCUCUGAUUAGCUGGAAGGAGCACUCAAAUUACACGGCGGAUGACCUGCGGGUCGUGGCCUACAAUCCGCAGAAGAUCAAGUUCGUCACUGGCCUCAAGAUCAACCGAAAUUCCAAGGGCGAGGAGGAGCUUUGGGCCCUGAGCAGCGAACCGAAACUUUUUGUGGGCGGCACAUUGCGUGAGAGUGAGGUCGAGUUUCAGAUAAUUGGCUGUCGCACGGCUGACCUGCUUGCCAAUACUCCGUGUACGGUGGGCGCUGCGGAGACCCCGCCCAUCCCAGUUUAAUUCAAGUAGUGUUUAAUUUUGAAAAGUUUCAAACUGUAUCGAUAAGAAGUAGCGAUAUCUCGCCUUUAACAUGCUACCGCGUCAAAGCUGACUGCUAUGGCACUCGCAAUGGUUAGUCGGUUUUACCGGGAUUAGACUUUUUUUGUUUGAAACUUCAUUUGCAAGCAAUCCAAUAAAAAGAA